Tribolium madens (black flour beetle) is the source of this 1854-nucleotide messenger RNA. RefSeq names its product ceramide synthase 6-like. Gene Ontology annotation, cellular component: membrane. Gene Ontology annotation, biological process: ceramide biosynthetic process. The record is from RefSeq and is a predicted model, not a curated record. The transcript has 6 exons. The coding region runs from base 521 to 1597 and encodes 358 amino acids. Lineage: Eukaryota; Metazoa; Arthropoda; Insecta; Coleoptera; Tenebrionidae. Gene Ontology annotation, molecular function: sphingosine N-acyltransferase activity.
CUUUAAUUAGUUUUAAGUUUAUUAAAUGGCUGGUAGAUAACUGGUGUAUUGUUAGUUGCAUAACAUCAAACCACAUGAAUUUACGUUUACUGAAAUUGUGACGAUUAGGUGCCCCCCCAAAAUAACGAUCAAACAAAUUCGUGUAAUUUCAUCGAUUUAUGCCGGUGUGACUUAACCUAACGAUCACGUCCUAUGAUUACUUCAUGACUUUAAGUCGGCGUAUUUGAAAGAUGAAACAUUGAUUUCAGAUAAUUCUUAUCAAAUUGUAUUCAAAUAGUCUCAAUAGUCAUUUCUGUGACUCAUUCCCGGUUAUUUUAUGCAUAAAAAGCAAUCGUGUGACCGUCACGCGUCAUAAAUACAGUACGCGAUCAAAAUGACAUGAGUAAUUCGAGGGUGUUGUCUGUUUUCCUCUUAAAAUCCGAAUUAAGAGCUUUCCGUGAUUGAAAGUCCAUCUCAACGUGACAUUAAAACCAUGUUCUGUUAAUGUUUAGUGGAAUUUGUUUAGUUCAAAUUGUAAAAAAUGUCGAAUUUGUACCGGACCGUGUUGGACUCGUUUUGGAGUGAGUACGUUUGGUUGCCCCCAAACACCACCUGGAAAGACAUCGCCCCCGAGGCGAGCACGGAAAUCCACCAUGCGGACUACCGGCACCUCCUGUACCCCCUGCCGAUGGCCCUGGUCAUGCUUUUCCUGCGCUACGUCUUGGAGAAGUAUUGGUUCGCCCCCGUAGGAGUAUCCAUAGGAAUCAAAAACACCAAACCAAAGAAGGCCCCACAUAAUACGGUACUAGAAAAGGCGUACAUCCAGUCGAAAAAAUGGAAACACAAGCAGAUUCAAGGGUUGGCGAAACAAGUCGAUAUGAGCGAGAGACAGGUCGAAAGGUGGCUCCGAUUACGCAAAGGCCAGAAUAAGCCCUCCACUUUAACGAAAUUCUGCGAGAACUCCUGGCGGUGUCUUUAUUACACCUUGAGCUUCAUCUACGGCCUCGUCGUGCUUUGGAACAAGCCCUGGUUGUGGGACAUCAACGAGUGUUGGAACGGUUUUCCACACCAGUCGGUCACCAGCGACAUCUGGUGGUACUACAUGAUCUCGAUGUCGUUCUAUUGGUCGCUUUGCGUCAGCCAAUUUUUCGACGUGAAACGUAAGGAUUUUUGGCAGAUGUUCAUCCACCACAUUGCCACGAUUGUCCUGAUGUGUCUUUCGUGGGUGGUGAACCUCUUUCGUAUCGGUAGUCUUGUCCUAGUCGUUCACGAUUGCGCCGAUAUUUUUCUCGAAGCGGCAAAAAUGGCCAAAUAUUCCGGAUACCAGAAGGUCUGCGAUACCAUUUUUGGGAUUUUCACCGUAUUGUGGAUCGCGACGAGACUGGGAGUGUAUCCGUUUUGGAUAAUUAAAAAUACUUCAAUAGAUGCGCCGAAGAUAGUCCCAAUGUUUCCAGCUUAUUAUAUAUUUAAUAGUCUGUUGUGUCUUCUCCUAGUUUUACACAUUUUCUGGACGUAUUUGAUAUUAAAAAUCGUCGCUAAUUCUCUCAAUGCUGGCAAAAUGGAAGGAGAUAUCAGAUCGAGCAGCGAUGACUACAGUGAAGAUUCGAAAUCUCAAUGAUUUCAAACAAUUGCGACGUUUUAUUGGCUUUAAAUAAUUGUAUCGAGCCAAUUCCAGUUCGUUUUUUCAUUCUACACUAGAUAGAAACGUACAAACUGUUGUUUUGUACUUAUUUAUAUAAAAAAAUAUAAGAAUUAAUUGCAAUCUGAAAGAAUUUUGGUAUUUGACAUACCGUGGCAUUUUUAGUUACAUUUAUUUAUAAAGAGUCCAAAGGUUUAACCAAAAUUAAAUUUUUUGAUGAAAAAACACCGAUUUUU